CUACUAAAUUUUAUCCAAAAGUUGGCUCAAAGAACCAAACCAACAGUAACAAAGAGCAGACAAAAAUCUACGGGCAAGGAAGUACGCAUGCAGCGAGAAGGAAAUGGUGAACAAACCAUGGAAGAUACUACCAAGGCGUUUGCUCGAAACUAUCCUCAACAACCACGCUCAGCACCACCGUGUCCCUCAACCGCUUAUCCUCCAUGGCCCCCGGGGCGUCGGGAAGACAACCCUCAUCCUCGAACGUCUUCUUGGUGAAUGGAACAAAGGUCCUCAUCUCACCGGCUAUGUAGAUUUCGCUCAGUCGAUCAAAGAUCACCACCCACAGUACGACCAGUCAUUUCCUUGGGCAUCUUGGUCUACCUGCGAGCCACCUCCUUUAUCCAGCUGCAGAAUCCAGCUGGAGAACUGCCUCGAAUCAAUGGCGGAGAAGGGUGUCAAGCUUGGCACCAUAAGCUCCCACCAAAUUUUCACUACCCUGAAUAAAUGGCACGGACUUAGGACUUCGCUUCGUUGCAUACUGCAGAGUAAUAAAUGUUCCAGGACUGCUGUCUCUGAUAAGGCCUCAAGCUCUGCUUUGUGGGAUCGCACUGUUUUUGCGCUAACUGCUCGAUCAAAUGUCAAGGAGAUCGAUGGAAUUUUGGGAUUUGAAGGGAACGGCAAGAAUUUGUCCAUUGAAGAGGCUUCAUAUUUCAGGGAGUCAAUUGUGGCUUUGAGAUUGGCCAAGGAGGUGAUCAAGAUGCAACAAGGGUGGAGAGCUAAUGCCAUUGCUCAAUUGAAUAGGACUGGUGGCAUUUCAAGGUCUCUAGCAAAUUCAUGUACCGAUUGGCCUUGUUUGUUGCUGGAGUUACUUUCAGGAGCUGCUGAAAUUGAUCAUUUUCAGCCAAAGUUGAUCAUAAAUAAUGCUGAAAUUCUGCGGAAUGCAGUAUUGAUGGAUGACUCAACAGUAUGUGCUUCAAUGUAUCAUGACAGUUUGAUAUGGAGAAUAAUAGCUUUGGGAGCAAAUGAGCAGUGCCUGCCUGUCAUACUUGUGACCUCUGAUAGCUACUACUCAUAUCAGGCGUUCACGGAUUUUGGAUUUCCUGACAUAUUCAUCUCUCGUGAGACAUUUGGUUGGACUCCACAAGAAGCUAAAAUGCAUAUGGUUAGUGACUACUUCAGUAACUCAGAGUGGCUGGUGGUUGCUGAGGUGCUGGGGCCAAACCCUCGUCAUCUCUUUGAAGUUUAUGCACUCAAACAGGCCAAUUAUUAUCAGAAGUUGAUGGACAACAAGGGUAGUUCAUUUGAAGACAUAGUAGAUGCAUAUUUAGCAUAUUUGCAGGUUACUGUGGUGAAUCCUGCCAUGGACAAAGCACUGAAACUCCUGCAAAAGUUUGCCACUGAUGCACGUAAAGGAAGGAUUUCCAAAGAUAAAUUACGAUUUGGUGCUCCAUGGAGGCAUCCUCCAUUAGCAGAUGACCCAACUCUUUGUAUGGAGUGGGCUAAGAUUCAUUUGAUGGAUUUUAUUCAAUCUUUUGUCAACACAGAAUUUGGAGUUAAUUAUCUAGCUGACUGUAGCCUUGAGAUCUGGGAUGACCCUGCUGCUGUUGCAUUAGUGGAGGUUGGCUUGCUUUAUGUUCAAAGAGAUCCAUCUUUAAUUCGCCCAAUCUCUAGAGGUAUUCAGAGGUGUCUUGUUAGAUGGCUUGUCUGGGAAAAGAUGCUAUUGAGUUACCAAAACUUUCUGCAAUAUCUAUGGCAACGAGUUGUACGUGGUCGUAGCUAUCGUCACUUGAUGUUGCAAGUGGGCUAUAAAUAGAACAUUGGACAACAUGAGACAUAUUUUCGAAUUUAGCCUUUUUCAUUCACAUUUCAGGAUCAUUUUGGCAAAGGUGUACUCUUUGAGGAAGGCCUCUCAAGCUUUAACGGAAAUUUUAGGUCUCAAGCUGUUCGACAAGUUCCAGUCAUGAAUUUUGGUUCACUGCUGACAUUUGUUUCUCAUUACACCAUCUGUCUCAAAUUAUUUGUCAGCAUAACUAACUUGCAUGUAACUUUAGAUAAUGCCUUUAUAUAGCAUAUGAAUGAUUUCUUUUUCUUUUUUUCUUUUUUUGUUUUAAUACUUAGUCCUUUUUAGUAGUUUCAUUUGAUAAAAAAAUAUUUUCAAUUACCAUUCAUAUGCCCUAUAAAAGCGUUACCUAAAG
Molecule: messenger RNA, 2177 nt
Organism: Rubroshorea leprosula
Lineage: Eukaryota; Viridiplantae; Streptophyta; Magnoliopsida; Malvales; Dipterocarpaceae
Source: the annotation of a GenBank genome assembly